Parasteatoda tepidariorum (common house spider) is the source of this 2464-nucleotide messenger RNA. The record is from RefSeq and is a predicted model, not a curated record. Lineage: Eukaryota; Metazoa; Arthropoda; Arachnida; Araneae; Theridiidae.
UAUACAGAAGUUGAAUGAAGUCAACAGACAAGUGCCUGUAAUGCCUAACUUCCGAGAUCACUUUAUACCAACUUUUGCACAAAGAGGAAUACCUAAAAUGCCCCAGAUGAACAAUUAUGCUAAUCGACGUAGUCUCCAAGGUAGAGAUUCUAAAACCAGGAAAGUUAUAUCCCUUUCUCAAAAUGUUAAACUUCACGAAGCUGAUAAUGCUUGGAAACCUUUCUACAAGCAAGAUGUCGCUGGUGGCCAGUUAGAUCUUGAAAAAGAGAAACUUAAAAGAAGUGUCCAAGGGAUCCUUAAUAGACUUACGCCACAAGAGUUUGAAACUCUUUUGACUGAAGUUAAAAAUCUUAACAUCGACACUGAAGAAAAACUGUGCACAGUCACUGAUUUAAUAUUUGAGGAAGCUGCGGCCGAGCCAAACUCCAGUUUCCUCUAUGCAAACAUGUGCAAGCAUUUGGCAUUGAUUAAAGUGUCCACUAAAAAUAAGGACUAUGUGAAUUUCCGUAAAGUUCUCUUAAGAAAGUGCCAGAAAGAAUUCGAAGAGGGUAGGCGUGAUGAAUUGAAACACGAGGAAAGGGUUAAGGCCCUGGAAGAAGCUGCUCCAGAAGAAAAGAAAGAGUUAGAGCAGAAAAUGUAUGAUGAAGAUAAUAAAAUGAGAUAUAGGCGGCUCGGCUAUAUAAGAUUUAUUGGCGAACUCUUUUGCCUUAAAAUGUUAACUGAACCAAUCAUGCAUGAAUACAUAAAGAGGCUCAUCUCCCAAGGAGAUGAAGAAUCACUUGAGUGCUUGUGUCAAUUGCUGAAAACGAUUGGUAAAGAAUUAGAUGAUCGAAAAGUUAAAGGUUCAAAAGAAAGUAUGAUGAAAAAUUAUUUCACACAAAUGCAAAAGAUAGUAGACAAGCGUUUAACUGGUUCUAGGGUCAGGUUCAUGUUGCAAGAUGUUAUAGAUUUAAGAAGGAAUGAUUGGGUUCUGCAGAACAAACCCUUCCAAAAUAGGGUGCCUGAUAACCGAGACAGAAGAAAAAAUACUGCUCGAAAUGUGGGAACAUCAUGGGGUUGGUCGUCUUUUGCAAAAAGUAGUAAAGGCUGCUAUAGUCUUGUUGAUCCUAAUAAAUUAAAACUGUCUAAGCCUGAUGAAGUAGAUGGCAUAAGGCUUGGACCAGGAAGAGUAAUGCAUAGUUGGCGUCGAAGUAGCAGUGAUGGUACCAAGACUCCUGCAGGUUCGUUCGAUCCUGAGAAAACAGCUCUGACAAACAGAUCGGCUGCAUCAAGUCGUGAAUCUAGUCAUGGGCAAAAUACGCAGCUGCCUCCUGCCAUAGGGAAAACUCCAUCUAACUCUAAUGAAAGAGAUAACGUGAUAGAAGCAGUGAAAGGGUCCAUUAGAGAUGGUACCUCUAGUGAGACUAAAGCUACUGAAAUGAAAAAGAAUCCUGAACCCCAGCUCAUUGGCAAAGGAACUGAUUCAAUGGAACUUACGUUGAAAGGUCCAGAAUAUAAUAUAGAUCAGAUGGAAGUUAAAGCUAGACACCUUAUUGAUAAAUUUUUACAUAAUAAUGAUUUUGAGGAAGCAAUCAGGUGCGUCACGGAGCUGGCUUCUCUUAGUACGAUUCAUUUGUUCAUCAAUGCUGCAAUCAUCCAAGUCUUAGAGCUUUCUGUCGAAGCACGCCAUUCCCUUGGCCAAUUACUUUUUAACUUAGUCAAACAAAAUAUUAUCACCUUCGAUCAUUAUAAAAAAGGGUUCGAAGUUGUGUUAGAGUCAAUAGAUGAGUUUGCACUAAAUAUCCCCAUGAUAUGGGAGUACAUUGGAGAGAUCCUUGAGCCUAUUCUAGAAGAUAACAAAUUUACUCUAGAUGUUCUUAAAGAUGUCCUAAAACCUUGUAUUCCUUCCCAGACAGCUGGACUGUUGGUAUCAGCAACCCUGCAUUGUGCAGCUAAAAGAAGAGGAACUGUCAAACUUGGAGAGCUGUGGCGAGAAUCUAAGCUACAGUGGACUGACUUUUUAGGGGACGAUGCUAAAGUAGAUGAAUUUAUUCUAAAGCAUAAAUUGGAAUUCACAAUUUGUCCUACUAAAGUAAAGCCUACCACACCAAUGUCAAUUGAAGAGAUUAAAAAGAAUCUCCUUGAUUUGCUUGAAAAAACUGACGAAAGUGAAGAAAUAUUUGAUUGGAUAGAUGCCAAUGUAUUUGAAUGUACAGAACCUAAAUUUAUCCGUGCCUUGGUGUCUGCUGUGCAUGAAAAUGCAUUAAAAGAUACUACUUCUGGGUGUGAAUUAGAUGUUACGAAAUUGAAAAAAAGGAUAUCUAUACUAACACGGUAUAUAGAUCAUAAUGAAAAUCUAGAACUUCAAGCUUUAUAUGCUAUUCAGUCACUAAUGAAUCAACUAAAUCAACCUAAAGGUAAUUCAUUUAUUGAUCCACUUACAUGGCAAUGUUAUGACAUUAUCUUGUAAUCUCAUAAUCUCUAU